Molecule: messenger RNA, 309 nt
Organism: Rhodofomes roseus
Lineage: Eukaryota; Fungi; Basidiomycota; Agaricomycetes; Polyporales; Fomitopsidaceae
Exons: 1
Source: RefSeq, a predicted model, not a curated record
GAAACUGGAGCACCUAUGGCCUGUAUGUAUUUACUCAACCAUCCUGAUCAUUAUACUAGCCACAUAUUCAAACCAUUUUACUGGUGCAGCUACAAGUAUGAAGUGAUGAAAGCCUGGACUGAGGAAGACAUAUGGCAUAAUCUUGACCAGAACCCUGUCAAGGUGGUCAUUGGAAAGAGCAAGGACAGUUUUGUUGGCAUAUCCCAGCAGAUUGAUUACAUCCACAGGCCUACAAAAUAUGACCAUGUUAGCCUAUAUGACUGGAUCCGACUGGCUGAAAAACAGACCAUGGGUCGUGCAAAAAAGCAA